CGACACCGCGACGGACGGCCGGCAUGUCGUCGGCGGUAUCGAACGACGCGGCGGAGGCCCUCGCGGCGGCGUGCGCCGGGGGGCACAUCGACAAGGUGGAGGCGCUCAUCGCGCAAGGCGUGGACGUCAACGCGUGCGACGCGAUAUUCGGCACGCCGCUCGUCGCCGCCGCGCGCGCGGGUCACGCGGCGGUCGCGACCGCGCUGCUGAGGCGACCGGAGCUCCUCCCCGAUCGACGCUCGCAGCGCGACACCGCGCUCACCGCGUGCGUCGCGAACGGCCACCUCGAGUGCGCGAAGGCGCUCGUCGCGUCGGGACGAUGCGACGUGAACCUCCCGCAGGAGGCGACCGCGUGCGCGUCCGGGCACAAGACGACCGCGGACGAUCCGCUGACGAUCGCGGCCAAGAGGGGCGAUCGCGAGCUGGUCAAGCUCCUCGUCGCGCGCGGCGCGCGCGUCAACGGCGGCGGCGAGGGGACGUGCGACAUCCCGCUCACGGCGGCGACGACCGCGGGGCACGUCGACGUCGUGAUGGACCUGCUGAACGCGGGCGCGGACGUGAACGGGGUCGCGCGAUGGGCCGGAAGGACGGCGCUGGUAGCCGCGGCGGAGAGCGAAGAUCCGCGCACGCGGACGCUCGUGGACGUUUUCCUUCGACGCGGCGCGGACGCGAACCACGUCUCGAGCGGGAUCGUCGGGAGGAGGCUCGGAUACGGCGCGGUGCACGCGGCGGCGGCGCGGAUGGACGCGGAGAUGGUGCGCGCGCUCGUCAAGGCGGGCGCGGAUCCGAAUCGCCGAGCGAAAAACACCGACUCGAAAGAGGUGAAAUCGAGGCGCGCCAACGCGGCGAAGCAACUGUGGGGCGUGAACACCGCGCCGGAUCGGCUGGAUAACACGCCGUUACACCUCGCGGUCGCGCUGUACAUCAACGAGGCGGCGAAACGGCGCGUGAAGGAGCGCGACGCGCGAGAAGCGGAGGAGAAGAGCGGGGGAGACCCGAGCGACGCGAAAAAGGGGGGAGAAAAAGAAAAAGAAAAGCCUUCUCAUCCGCCGCCGAGUAAAGGCGGGGACGACGGCGUGCCCGGCCCGGGCGAGAAACUCGCUCUGGACGUCGUGAAAACCCUGCUCGAGUGCGGCGCGGAUCACAACGCGUUCGUCGUGGACUCGACGCCGAUGCACAUGGCCUCCCUCGGCGGCGCGUGCGACGUCGUCGAUUUACUCAUGUCCAAGGGCGCGGACGUCGCCGCCGCCGCGCCGGGGUGCACGACGCCGCUGGAAGCGGCGACGAGGUACGCCGCGGACCUCGUCGUGGACGCCAGAGACAGCGCCGCGCACGACGGCGAGCCGGAGGAGUACGACUCCGACGACGCGGACUUGCCCGACCUCAUCUCCGGGGAAGAAUCCGGCGCGAAAAAAGUCGAACGCCUCGCGAGCAUGCUGGCGGCGGAGAAACACUCGGAAAAGGUGAAACUGAAGAUGGACCUCACCGUGGACGACGGCACCCCGCCGGGGGCGCGCAGCGUCUCGGAAGAGGGCGUCUGGCUGGCCAUGGAGGCGCUGAGGGACGCCGCCGGCCCGCUGCGCGCGGCGCGGCACCUCGCGUCCAAGUGGAAAGCGACGGUGACCACGGCGGCGCUCGUCGGCGCGUGUCGCGCCGGCGACGAGGAGACGACGGCCACGCUGCUCGACGCGGCGAGCAACCUGAUCGACGAGCGCGCGAAAAAAGAGGGAGAGGUCGUCGCGGCCGCGGACCGUAGCCCCAGAACCAUGGACGAGCUCGUGAAGGGCGUCGCGCGGCACACGACGCCGCUGCACGCCGCCGCGGAGGCGCGUUCUAUACGCUGGUCCCCAUACGACCGCGUUCGCGUGGUGAACGCCGUUCCUUAA
This is a messenger RNA of Micromonas pusilla CCMP1545, 1886 nucleotides long. RefSeq lists its product as uncharacterized. Gene Ontology annotation, molecular function: protein binding. The transcript has 2 exons. The coding region runs from base 24 to 1886 and encodes 620 amino acids. NCBI's taxonomy places the organism in Eukaryota, Viridiplantae, Chlorophyta, Mamiellophyceae, Mamiellales, Mamiellaceae. The record is from RefSeq and is a predicted model, not a curated record.